AUGGACGAGAAGAAGGACUCGCUCAGAGGUGUAGCUUUUGCAGCCGUCGUUUUCUCAACGGUAGCCGUUUCUGCAUGUUUGGUUACCUUUCCACUGGUAUUCCACUAUAUUCAGACGUUACAGGCAACUGUUCAAGGUGAAGUUGAGUAUUGCAAGUCACGUUCAAGAGACAUGUGGCGUGAGAUGGUAGAAGUUACUCCAGAAGAUGGCGAAGACCCACUCAAUGUCCUCUUCCGCGUUACUCGUCAAGUUGAAGCCCAGUGUUGUACUUGUCAGCAAGGACCACCCGGUCCCGAUGGAGAACCCGGCCCCGAUGGCAAAGAUGGGGAACCAGGAGUUGGUCCAGGUGCACCAGGUCCACCAGGACCCGAUGCAGAACUCCACGAUCGUCUGCUGCCAGUACCACCACAAUGCCCAUGUCAAGCUCCUCCUGGAAUGCCGGGACCACCUGGACCACCAGGACAGGAUGGUGCACCCGGACAACCGGGUAACAACGGAAACGACGGAGCACCUGGACCGCAAGGUCCUGUAGGACCACCUGGUCCCCCUGGACAACCUGGUCAGCCUGGAAUGCGCGGACCACCUGGAGAACCUGGCAAGUUGGUUCCCGGCGGUCCUGCACCAAGCGGACCUCCUGGACCAUCUGGGCGUCCUGGAGCACCUGGACAACCUGGAAAGGCGGGGCAACCAGGAAGAGAUGGAGACAACGGAUCACCCGGAGCUCCUGGAGAGCCAGGACAGCGAGGACCACCUGGACCACCGGGACCAGCUGGAAGUCCAGGGGUCGCCGGAGACCACGGAUCGCCCGGCAGCUGCGACCACUGUCCGCCUGCUCGACUCGCCCCAGGCUAUUAA
Messenger RNA from Angiostrongylus costaricensis, 855 nucleotides. The record is from the annotation of a GenBank genome assembly. Lineage: Eukaryota; Metazoa; Nematoda; Chromadorea; Rhabditida; Metastrongylidae.